UUAAUCUGAUACUAUAAAAACUACAGGCCUUGUGAACAGCAGUGUGUCUUCUUCAAGGCUACAAAUUAAAUCAGUUUCUUUACAUUUAUCAAAACUCUCCCCAAAUGUUCUCAAGGGAGGUUGUAUUAUGAUGUCAUAUGUUCUUCACAUUCUACUGAAUGUAUAUUCCAUAGAACCUCCUCCUGACACAAUAUCCUCUAUCUGACAUAGAGCCCAAUGCUGGUUAUCACAAACAAUGACAAUAAUCAUUUGGUCAGAGAUAGGACAAUAACAAAACAACAUUAUUUAUGAAGUUAACCAGAUCUGAUUGGUGCCCACAGUCCCUACAUGAGGGAGGCUUGAGUGACAGGAGAAUUCUGAUUGGUCCUGUUCUUUCUGUAUAUAGUGAUGUCAUCUACCACACAGAACUCACCUCUCUGUUUUACACCAUAGACUCAGUAUCACGGUAUUUACAACAUGAGACCCAGGAGGACAAGCUGAAGAGGGAGGCAUCAGCUGGUCAGCUUGAGUUGAAGAUGUUUAAAGAGAUGAUGAAACAACUAGAGGAGAAAGACACACAACUGGAUGAUAUUACCCAGGAAGUGAAAGAGAAAGACACACAACUGGAUGAUAUGACCCAGGAAGUGAGAGAGAAAGAGAGACUCCUGGAGGAGAAGAACCAGAUAAUGGAACAGAGGGAGAAACUAUUAGAAGAGAAAGAAAACCAACUGGAAGAGAAAGACAAGCAACUAAAGGAAAGAGACAUUCAACUAGAGGCUCUGAGAAAGAACCUGCAGGACAAGAACAGCCAAGUAGAGAACUUCAGAGUCCUACUGCAGGAAAAAGACCUUCAACUAGAGGACAGAAACCACAAGGACAGACUACUGGAAGAGAGAGACAGACGACUGGAAGAGAAAGAGGACCAACUAAAGGAAAAAGACCUUCAACUAGAGGACAGUAACCACAGACUGGGAGAGAAGGACACACUACUGGAAGAGAAAGACAAACAACUAAAGGAAAAAGACCUUCAACUAGAGGACAGAAACCACAGACUUGGAGAGAAGGACAGACUACUGGAAGAGAGAGACAAACAACAAAAGGAAAAAGACCUUCAACUAGAGGACAGAAACCACAGACUGGGAGAGAAGGACAGACUACUGGAAGAGAGAGACAAACUACUGGAGGGAAAAGAAAAUGAACUAAAAGAGAGGAGACAGGAAGUAGAAGAGAAGAGACAGGAAGUAGAAGAGAGGAGACAGGAAGUAGAAGAGAAAGACAACCUACUAGAGGAGAGAGAGAACCAGUUAAAGGAGAAAGACAAACAUGUGGAGGAUGUCAACAAUGAAAAUGCUGAACUGGCUCAACAGAUAUGUGAUGUGAAGACUGAGGUAGAGAGACUGAGAAGAGAGAUCUCAGCCCAGAUGACUGAACAUGGAGAGAUGGCAGAUACAGGUUCCAUACUCCCAGUCAGGAGGAGAGACAGCCUGGACCAUCCUCCACUUAUGGGAGGAGAGACCUCAGAUACAGACCCUACACUUCCACUGAGGAGGAGAAACAGCAUGGAGUUAAAUCCUCCAGAUAUGGGAGGAGAGAGCAGCACUCCAGACUCCCCAGUGUCUCCCAAAUAACAGAACUGGAGGGACAGGUGAAAGAAGAGGAGUACUGGGGGAUGAAAUACAAACACCUUUGUCUGACAUACCAAAAUGUGGAGUGUUUUCCCAUUGAAAGAUGUCGCCCAGAUGUCCUUUGGGUGGUGGACCAUUCUUGAAACACACAGGAAUCCCAACAGCGUUGCAGUUCUUUACACAAGCCAGUGCUCCAUGCACCUGUUACCAGACCCCAUUCUAAGACAUUUAUAUACUGCAUCUUGCCCAUUCACCCUUUGAAUGGCACACAUCCACAAUCCAUGUCUCAACAUCCUUAUUUAACCUUCCUCCUCCCCUUCAUCUACACUGAUUGAAGUGGAUUUAACAAGUGACAUCAAUAAGGGGUCAUAGCUUUCACCUGGAUUCACCUGGUCAGUCUGUCAUGGAAAGAUCAAGUGUCCUUAAUGUUUUGUACACACAGUGUAUAACCUAAUACUACGUGGAGUGUGUUUCAAUCAUCAUCAGUGUAUGUCUACAGUGACUUGAUGAGUAAUACAUUAGAUUAUUGUUCUGCUGCUGUUGAGACAACUGGUUUGUGUUAGAGAGGAGACCAGAGAGAGAUACCUGGUUUGUGUUAGAGAGGAGACUAGUUAGAGAACUGUUUUGUGUAGGGGUUAGAGAGGAGACUAGUUAGAGAGACAACUGUUUUGUGUAGGGGUUAGAGAGGAGACUAGUUACAGAGACAACUGUUAUGUGUAGGGGUUAGAGAGGAGACUAGUUAGAGAGACAACUGUUUUGUGUAGGGGUUAGAGAGGAGACUAGUUACAGAGACAACUGUUUUGUGUAGGGGUUAGAGAGGAGACUAGUUAGAGAACUGUUUUGUGUAGGGGUUAGAGAGGAGACAAAAUAGAGACAACUGUUUUGUGUUAGAGAGGAGACUAGUUAGAGAGACAACUGUUUUGUGUAGGGGUUAGAGAGGAGACUAGUUAGAAAGACAACUGUUUUGUGUUAGAGAGGAGACUAGUUAGAGAGACAACUGUUUUGUGUAGGGGUUAGAGAGGAGACUAGUUAGAAAGACAACUGUUUUGUGUUAGAGAGGAGACUAGUUAGAGAGACAACUGUUUUGUGUAGGGGUUAGAGAGGAGACUCGUUAGAGAGACAACUGUUUUGUGUAGGGGUUAGAGAGGAGACUAGUUAGAAAGACAACUGUUUUGUGUUAGAGAGGAGACUAGUUAGAGAGACAACUGUUUUGUGUAGGGGUUAGAGAGGAGACUAGUUAGAGAGACAACUGUUUUGUGUAGGGGUUAGAGAGGAGACUAGUUACAGAGACAACUGUUAUGUGUAGGGGUUAGAGAGGAGACUAGUUAGAGAACUGUUUUGUGUAGGAGUUAGAGAGGAGACAAGAUAGAGACAACUGUUUUGUGUAGCGGUUAGAGAGGAGACUAGUUAGAGAACUGUUUUGUGUAGGGGUUAGAGAGGAGACUCGUUACAGAGACAACUGUUAUGUGUAGGGGUUAGAGAGGAGACAAGAUAGAGACAACUGUUUUGUGUAGCGGUUAGAGAGGAGACUUGUUAGAGAACUGUUUUGUGUAGGGGUUAGAGAGGAGACUCGUUACAGAGACAACUGUUAUGUGUAGGGGUUAGAGAGGAGACUAGUUACAGAGACAACUGUUAUGUGUAGGGGUUAGAGAGGAGACUAGUUAGAAAACUGUUUUGUGUAGGGGUUAGAGAGGAGACAAGAUAGAGACAACUGUUUUGUGUUAGAGAGGAGACUAGUUAGAGAGACAACUGUUUUGUGUAGGGGUUAGAGAGGAGACUAGAUAGAGACAACUGUUUUGUGUAGGGGUUAGAGAGGAGACUAAUUAGAGAGACAACUGUUUUGUGUAGGGGUUAGAGAGGAGACUAGUUAGAGAGACAACUGUUUUGUGUAGGGGUUAGAGAGGAGACUAGUUAGAGAGACAACUGUUUUGUGUAGGGGUUAGAGAGGAGACUAGUUAGAGAGACAACUGUUACGUGUAGGGGUUAGAGAGGAGACUAGAUAGAGACAACUGUUUUGUGUAGGGGUUAGAGAGGAGACUAAUUAGAGAGACAACUGUUUUGUGUAGGGGUUAGAGAGGAGACUAGUUAGAGAGACAACUGUUUUGUGUAGGGGUUAGAGAGGAGACUAGUUAGAGAGACAACUGUUUUGUGUAGGGGUUAGAGAGGAGACUAGUUACAGAGACAACUGUUAUGUGUAGGGGUUAGAGAGGAGACUAGUUAGAGAGACAACUGUUUUGUGUAGGGGUUAGAGAGGAGACUAGUUACAGAGACAACUGUUAUGUGUAGGGGUUAGAGAGGAGACUAGUUAGAGAACUGUUUUGUGUAGGGGUUAGAGAGGAGACUAGAUAGAGACAACUGUUUUGUGUUAGAGAGGAGACUAGUUAGAGAGACAACUGUUUUGUGUAGGGGUUAGAGAGGAGACUAGUUAGAAAGACAACUGUUUUGUGUUAGAGAGGAGACUAGUUAGAGAGACAACUGUUUUGUGUAGGGGUUAGAGAGGAGACUCGUUAGAGAGACAAAUGUUUUGUGUAGGGGUUAGAGAGGAGACUAGUUAGAAAGACAACUGUUUUGUGUUAGAGAGGAGACUAGUUAGAGAGACAACUGUUUUGUGUAGGGGUUAGAGAGGAGACAAGAUAGAGACAACUGUUUUGUGUAGCGGUUAGAGAGGAGACUAGUUAGAGAACUGUUUUGUGUAGGGGUUAGAGAGGAGACUCGUUACAGAGACAACUGUUAUGUGUAGGGGUUAGAGAGGAGACUAGUUAGAGAACUGUUUUGUGUAGGGGUUAGAGAGGAGACAAGAUAGAGAACUGUUUUGUGUUAGAGAGGAGACUAAUUAGAGAGACAACUGUUUUGUGUAGGGGUUAGAGAGGAGACUAGUUAGAGAGACAACUGUUUUGUGUAGGGGUUAGAGAGGAGACUAGUUAGAGAGACAACUGUUUUGUGUAGGGGUUAGAGAGGAGACUAGAUAGAGACAACUGUUUUGUGUAGGGGUUAGAGAGGAGACUAGUUAGAGAGACAACUGUUACGUGUAGGGGUUAGAGAGGAGACUAGAUAGAGACAACUGUUUUGUGUAGGGGUUAGAGAGGAGACUAGUUAGAGAGACAACUGUUUUGUGUAGGAGUUAGAGAGGAGACUAGUUAGAGAGACAACUGUUUUGUGUAGGGGUUAGAGAGGAGACUAGAUAGAGACAACUGUUUUGUGUAGGGGUUAGAGAGGAGACUAGUUAGAGAGACAACUGUUAUGUGUAGGGGUUAGAGAGGAGACUAGUUAGAGAGACAACUGUUUUGUGUAGGGGUUAGAGAGGAGACUAGAUAGAGAGACAACUGUUAUGUGUAGGGGUUAGAGAGGAGACUAGUUAGAGAGACAACUGUUUUGUGUAGGGGUUAGAGAGGAGACUAGAUAGAGACAACUGUUUUGUGUAGGGGUUAGAGAGGAGACUAGAUAGAGACAACUGUUUUGUGUAGGGGUUAGAGAGGAGACUAGUUAGAGAGACAACUGUUUUGUGUAGGGGUUAGAGAGGAGACUAGUUAGAGAGACAACUGUUUUGUGUAGGGGUUAGAGAGGAGACUAGAUAGAGACAACUGUUUUGUGUAGGGGUUAGAGAGGAGACUCGUUAGAGAGACAACUGUUUUGUGUAGGGGUUAGAGAGGAGACUAGUUACAGAGACAACUGUUAUGUGUAGGGGUUAGAGAGGAGACUAGUUAGAGAACUGUUUUGUGUAGGGGUUAGAGAGGAGACUCGUUACAGAGACAACUGUUAUGUGUAGGGGUUAGAGAGGAGACUAGUUAGAGAACUGUUUUGUGUAGGGGUUAGAGAGGAGACUAGUUACAGAGACAACUGUUAUGUGUAGGGGUUAGAGAGGAGACUAGAUAGAGAGACAACUGUUUUGUGUAGGGGUUAGAGAGGAGACUGGUUACAGAGACAACUGUUAUGUGUAGCGGUUAGAGAGGAGACUAGUUAGAGAACUGUUUUGUGUAGGGGUUAGAGAGGAGACUCGUUACAGAGACAACUGUUAUGUGUAGGGGUUAGAGAGGAGACUAGUUAGAGAACUGUUUUGUGUAGGGGUUAGAGAGGAGACUAGUUACAGAGACAACUGUUAUGUGUAGCGGUUAGAGAGGAGACUAGUUAGAGAACUGUUUUGUGUAGGGGUUAGAGAGGAGACUCGUUACAGAGACAACUGUUAUGUGUAGGGGUUAGAGAGGAGACUAGUUAGAGAACUGUUUUGUGUAGGGGUUAGAGAGGAGACAAGAUAGAGACAACUGUUUUGUGUUAGAGAGGAGACUAAUUAGAGAGACAACUGUUUUGUGUAGGGGUUAGAGAGGAGACUAGUUAGAGAGACAACUGUUUUGUGUAGGGGUUAGAGAGGAGACUAGUUAGAGACAACUGUUUUGUGUAGGGGUUAGAGAGGAGACUAGUUAGAGAGACAACUGUUACGUGUAGGGGUUAGAGAGGAGACUAGAUAGAGACAACUGUUUUGUGUAGGAGUUAGAGAGGAGACUAGUUAGAGAGACAACUGUUUUGUGUAGGGGUUAGAGAGGAGACUAGUUGGAGAGACACCUGUUUUGUGUAGGGGUUAGAGAGGAGACUAGAUAGAGACAACUGUUUUGUGUAGGGGUUAGAGAGGAGACUAGUUAGAGAGACAACUGUUUUGUGUAGGGGUUAGAGAGGAGACGCGUUAGAGAGACAACUGUUUUGUGUAGGGGUUAGAGAGGAGACUAGUUAGAGAGACAACUGUUUUGUGUAGGGGUUAGAGAGGAGACGCGUUAGAGAGACAACUGUUUUGUGUAGGGGUUAGAGAGGAGACUAGUUAGAGACAACUGUUUUGUGUAGGAGUUAGAGAGGAGACUAGUUAGAGAGACAACUGUUUUGUGUAGGGGUUAGAGAGGAGACUAGUUAGAGAGACAACUGUUAUGUGUAGGGGUUAGAGAGGAGACUAGAUAGAGAGACAACUGUUUUGUGUAGGAGUUAGAGAGGAGACGCGUUAGAGAGACAACUGUUUUGCGUAGGGGUUAGAGAGGAGACUAGUUAGAGAGACAACUGUUUUGUGUAGGAGUUAGAGAGGAGACGCGUUAGAGAGACAACUGUUUUGUGUAGGGGUUAGAGAGGAGACUAGUUAGAGAGACAACUGUUUUGUGUAGGGGUUAGAGAGGAGACGCGUUAGAGAGACAACUGUUUUGUGUAGGGGUUAGAGAGGAGACUAGUUAGAGAGACAACUGUUUUGUGUAGGGGUUAGAGAGGAGACGCGUUAGAGAGACAACUGUUUUGUGUAGGGGUUAGAGAGGAGACUAGUUAGAGAGACAACUGUUUUGUGUAGGGGUUAGAGAGGAGACGCGUUAGAGAGACAACUGUUUUGUGUAGGGGUUAGAGAGGAGACUAGUUAGAGACAACUGUUUUGUGUAGGAGUUAGAGAGGAGACUAGUUAGAGAGACAACUGUUUUGUGUAGGGGUUAGAGAGGAGACUAGUUAGAGACAACUGUUUUGUGUAGGAGUUAGAGAGGAGACUAGUUAGAGAGACAACUGUUUUGUGUAGGGGUUAGAGAGGAGACUAGUUGGAGAGACACCUGUUUUGUGUAGGGGUUAGAGAGGAGACUAGAUAGAGACAACUGUUUUGUGUAGGGGUUAGAGAGGAGACUAGAUAGAGACAACUGUUACGUGUAGGGGUUAGAGAGGAGACUAGUUAGAGAGACAACUGUUUUGUGUAGGGGUUAGAGAGGAGACUAGAUAGAGACAACUGUUUUGUGUAGGGGUUAGAGAGGAGACUAGUUAGAGAGACAACUGUUUUGUGUAGGAGUUAGAGAGGAGACUAGUUAGAGAGACAACUGUUUUGUGUAGGGGUUAGAGAGGAGACUAGAUAGAGACAACUGUUUUGUGUAGGGGUUAGAGAGGAGACUAGUUAGAGAGACAACUGUUAUGUGUAGGGGUUAGAGAGGAGACUAGUUAGAGAGACAACUGUUUUGUGUAGGGGUUAGAGAGGAGACUAGAUAGAGACAACUGUUUUAUGUAGGGGUUAGAGAGGAGACUAGAUAGAGACAACUGUUUUGUGUAGGGGUUAGAGAGGAGACUAGAUAGAGACAACUGUUUUGUGUAGGGGUUAGAGAGGAGACUAGUUAGAGAGACAACUGUUUUGUGUAGGAGUUAGAGAGGAGACUAGUUAGAGAGACAACUGUUAUGUGUAGGGGUUAGAGAGGAGACUAGUUAGAGAGACAACUGUUUUGUGUAGGGGUUAGAGAGGAGACUAGAUAGAGACAACUGUUUUGUGUAGGGGUUAGAGAGGAGACUAGUUAGAGAGACAACUGUUAUGUGUAGGGGUUAGAGAGGAGACUAGUUAGAGAGACAACUGUUUUGUGUUAGAGAGGAGACUAGAUAGAGACAACUGUUUUGUGUAGGGGUUAGAGAGGAGACUAGAUAGAGACAACUGUUUUGUGUAGGGGUUAGAGAGGAGACUAGAUAGAGACAACUGUUUUGUGUAGGGGUUAGAGAGGAGACUAGUUAGAGAGACAACUGUUUUGUGUAGGGGUUAGAGAGGAGACUCGUUAGAGAGACAACUGUUUUGUGUAGGGGUUAGAGAGGAGACGCGUUAGAGAGACAACUGUUUUGUGUAGGGGUUAGAGAGGAGACUCGUUAGAGAGACAACUGUUUUGUGUAGGGGUUAGAGAGGAGACUAGAUAGAGACAACUGUUUUGUGUAGGGGUUAGAGAGGAGACUAGUUAGAGACAACUGUUUUGUGUUAGAGAGGAGACUAGUUAGAGAGACACCUGUUUUGUGUAGGGGUUAGAGAGGAGACUCGUUAGAGACAACUGUUUUGUGUAGGGGUUAGAGAGGAGACUAGAUAGAGACAACUGUUUUGUGUAGGGGUUAGAGAGGAGACUCGUUAGAGACAACUGUUUUGUGUAGGGGUUAGAGAGGAGACUCGUUAGAGACAACUGUUUUGUGUAGGGGUUAGAGAGGAGACUAGUUAGAGAGACAACUGUUUUGUGUUGGGGUUAGAGAGGAGAAUAGAUAGACAGCUGUUAUGUGUAGGGGUUACUACUACUACUAUUACUACUACUACUACCAGUACUACUACUACUACUACCAGUACUACGACUACCAGUACUACUACUACUACUACUACUACUACCGGUACUACGACUACCAGUACUACUACUACUACUACUACUACUACUACUACCAGUACUACUACUACUACUACCAGUACUACGACUACCAGUACUACUACUACUACUACCAGUACUACGACUACCAGUACUACUACUACUACUACCAGUACUACGACUACUACUACCAGUACUACUACUACUACUACUACUACUACUACCAGUACUACGACUACCAGUACUACUACUACUACCAGUACUACUACGACUACCAGUACUACGACUACCAGUACUACGACUACCAGUACUACUACUACUACUACUACCAAUACUACGACUACCAGUACUACGACUACUACUACUACUACUACCAGUACUACGACUACCAGUACUACUAAUACUGCUACUGCGAGCUAUGAACCGUAAUAGUGCUCUGGGAUGGAAUGUUUUGUGUUUUGGCUCUAUUUUUUAAAUAUUAAGUAACUGUUAUGUAUUCAGUGCAGUUAACAAUUAUGGGCCGAUAUGUUAGAGCCGAUGUGGACAUAUUUCUAUUAAAGACAGAACAUACAGAACUACAUGUACAUGUGUGUCAAUAUAUGAAAUAUGAAUGUAUAUGAUCAGGUACCUUCAUGAUUUAUAUUGACCUGAUUGAGAUAUAUUCCUUUGUUAUAAGUGUACCUUAGGUUUUAGCUCCUCCUCUUGACCAUUCAUUGUACUGUGGUCAGUGUGUUAGUGACAGGAUAAAGACAGGAAGUUGGGCCUUCGGGGAGGGGAGUCCAAGCUCGACACGGGAGUGGUAUAGUCUUUUAUUAACCAGACAACAAACAAAUAUUAUGUCUUUUUCACGUCAAGUAAUCUGUGCUUUAAGUUGAUCGGAGAAUGUGUUUUUUGUGAGAUAUAAGAAUAAACCCUUUUGUUGCACCAUA
Oncorhynchus masou masou (cherry salmon) is the source of this 9627-nucleotide messenger RNA. RefSeq names its product trichohyalin-like. The record is from RefSeq and is a predicted model, not a curated record. The coding region runs from base 288 to 1607 and encodes 439 amino acids. NCBI's taxonomy places the organism in Eukaryota, Metazoa, Chordata, Actinopteri, Salmoniformes, Salmonidae. The transcript has 6 exons.